CAAGCCUGUUAGAUGGCCAGCACGUUGGAUUGGUUGGCUAGCCGUUCGUUUAAAGACUUGCAUUCAUUUCACAAUUCACCUCCUUCAGGAUCAAGAGCCCAUCCCCCUCCAUGCUUGUGAGUGAUUCUCCAUGAGCCAGGCCCAUCCGACCGCACCCGCCUGAAGCCGUCCAGUGUCAGUGCCCAAAGGAAGACGGCCAGUGGGUCAGCCAGGCGCUCGGAGAUCGGUGGAUUGGCGGUCAGCCCCAUCUGGAUCCAGAUUCCAGAUCCGGAUUUGAGGUGGGACUCGCCCCCCAAAUAAGAGAUCGUGGAGACGAAUUGAGUCGUCCUCAAGUGCAGAAUGUUCGGCCAGAAGUCGGCCUUUGCCUCGCCGGCCACCAACACGUUUGGUGCGCCUCAGCAAUCCACGCCAUUCGGCGCACCGGCCCCCACUAACUCGUUUGGGGCGGCGCCCAAUGUUACGCCAUUCGGAGCCACUUCUUUUGGUCAGCCCGCUCAGAACACCAUGGGUGGCUUUGGUGCGCCCAACGUGGCCGCCGGCCAGACGGGCGGUGGCCUCUUUGGCGCCGCCAGUAAUACGGGUCAGCCCACAGGGGGAGGUCUCUUUGGCUCGUCUACGGCCAAUAAUACCACGGCUUUUGGAGCGGCUCCCAACACGGGAUUCGCUGGAGCCUCAUUCGGGGCCGGAUCGGCCUUUAACAAGCCCGCUACGGGCUUCGGUGCGGGCUCGGCCUUCGGUCAAACUAAUCCCACCAAUACGGGUGGCGGUCUUUUCGGUUCGACCGCUCCCAAUACGAGCACGGGUAUGUUUGGUCAACCGGCUCAACCCACGAAUACGUUUGGCGCCACGGCCUCGCCUUUUGGCGCGGCUGGUGGAUUUGGCGCCACCAAUAUGCCCAAUGGUACCACGAUCAAGUUCAACCCCACCACUGGCACUGACACCAUGCUCAAGUCGGGCGUGACCACCAAUAUCAAUAUUCGCCAUCAGUGCAUUACCUGCAUGAAAGAAUAUGAAGCCAAGUCGAUCGAAGAGUUGCGGUUUGAUGAUUAUGCGGCUAACCGGAAAGGCGGUGGAGCCCAGACCAUGGGCGGCAUGGGACAACCCACCGGAGGGCUCUUUGGCGCCACUAACCCACAACCUGGCAUUGGGGGUGGGGGAUUUUUUGGCUCGACACCCGCUUCCACGCAAGGUGGUUCCAUGUUUGGUCAACAAGCUAAGCCCCUAUUUGGCGGUACUACGGGAUUUGGGGCCACCACCUCGGCCUCCACUGGAUUUGGUGCCACUAACACCUUCGGGGCAACGUCUGGCGGAUUGUUCGGGGCGGCUAAGCCCACCGGAUUUGGCGCACCUACCCCUCAAGCCGGAUUCGGGGGUGGUUUCGGCCAACCCACCACGACCUCGGCGUCGGGUGGGCUCUUCGGGCAGCAGCAAAAACCAGCUUUUGCUUUAGGAGGCACGCCUGCCACGAGCCAAUCCGGAGGUUUAUUCGGAUCAAGUACCGGUGGAUUUGGGCAAACCACGCAAUCGGCCUUUGGGGCCACGAACACUGGGUUUGGAGCGCCUCUUCAAGGGGGCCUGGGCAACACGGGGGGAGGUCUCUUUGGUCAACAAAACAAACCCGCUGGCUUUGGGGGAUUUGGCGGGACCACCACGAGCUCUGCCCCCGCAUUUGGAGGCGGAUUUGGUACCAACACCGCUACGCAGGCCGCUCCAUUUGGUCAAACUAAACCCGCCUUUGGCUUUGGUGCUCCGGCGGGCAAUGCCGCUCCCUCGUUUGGAUUCGGAACGAACACUCAGCAACCGCAAGCUAGUGGAGGUAUGUUUGGGCAACAGAAGCCGGCUACUCUCUCUUUUGGAGGGAGCACCACCAUGGGACAGGCGCCCUUGGGCGGAACAUCCUUUGGUGGUGGCUUUGGGGCAGCCAACAAUGCGACAGGGGGAGGAAUGUUUGGCACGGCACCUCAAAACAAACCCGGAGGCAUGUUCGGUUCCACGGGAUCCACUUUUGGCGCGCCCACAGGAGGAGCGUUUGGUUCCACUUUGGGAGCUCCAUCGGCCUUUGGCACGGGAAUGGCUCCUAGUUAUGGUGCGCCUAACCUUGGGGGAAUGAUGGGCAACACGCAGCCCCAAGCCCCCGCCUCCAAUGCUAAUGCCAUUCAACAACGAUUAAUCCAACUCGCUUCCAGCCCCUAUGGAGACAACCCUUUAUUCAAGAACCUGUUGCAAGACUCAGGCAAGCGCGAAGAGAUCCUCAAGCCCAUCAAUCCUGCUUCGCAGAAGGCCUUGGAUUCCAAUCAGUACAAGGUAUCCCCUCAUCGUAACAUCAAAGGCAAGGCCAAACCCAUCAACGGAUUAGCCAAUCGUAGUGCCAUUUUCGAUGGCUUGGAAGAUGACGACGUGAACACUAGUAGUGAAAUGUUUGUUCCCCGCUCCAGUGUAAAGAAGCUAUCUUUGAAAGCCAAGUCUCCGGCAAGCAUGCCUCAAUCCAACGGUCAGCAGAAUCAAAAAGAAGAAAAAAGCAUAAAUGACACGUCGGUGGUGAGUCCUGCGAACAAUCAAAGUGUUGAAGAAUCUCUCAACUUACCUCAAGUGAAAGCCCGAGGAGAUGGUUCCAACAAUAUGUCCAAUGUGAGUGUUAUCGACGAUUCCUUCAUGGUCCUCAAUCCGAAGAAAUCCAAAUCCAAGGUUGCGAGUGACAAGAGCGAUGAAAACAAUAGCUCGGAAUGCUCAGAGACGGGCGAAGAUGAGAGUGAGAACAAUCCUUGCGGGAUUCGAUUGGCACGUAAAGGCUAUUAUACCAUGCCCACCUUAGCCGAAAUGGGCACAAUGGUGGAUGCCAAAGGUCAAUGUCAAGUGGAAAAUUUCACGGUUGGUCGGGUCGGCUACGGCAACAUUUUCUUUCCCGGGGUGACGAAUGUGAUGGGCUUAAACUUGGACGAGAUUCUAUUCAUUCGUUACAAAGAGGUGAUCGUCUACCCGGAUGAGACCAAGAAACCCCCGCAAGGUGAGGGACUCAACAAGAAGGCACAAAUCACUCUGGAUAAAGUCUGGCCAGUGGAUAAGACUUCUCGCGAUAAUGUAACCUCGCCUCGUAAGCUAGCUGAAAUGAAUUAUGAGGAGCGUUUGCAAAAAGCCUGUCUAAAAUUGGGAGCCAGGUUCGUGGAAUAUCGACCCGAAACUGGUUCCUGGGUGUUCAAAGUGGAACACUUCUCGCGGUACGGCCUAGAUGACUCGGAUGAAGAUGAGCCAAGUAAAGAGGUGAAGAAAAUCAAAACUGGUGUGCCAGUGAAAACCAUUCUUGAGAGCAAAAAUCCACGUGGAGAUGUCCAAACCACGGCAGCCGUUGUUCACGCUGAAAAUACUACCAAUGAGGAAGGAGAGGGACCUUCGCCGGUGUCCAAUGAAGUGGCUAGAAGACAAACCCGUGAUCCAUCUGCCAAGGAUCGUUCUCUAUCGUCCGAUCACGAUCGGUCAGACCUGGGAACAUCCCGCGCCGUUUCCCCACCAGCCGAACAGCUGGCCCGCAUUCGUGCUUCAGCCCCAAAAGUGAUGAUGAUGAAGGCAGCUCUAUUCGAUGACGAUGAAGAGUUCAUGGAUUUGAGUGGUUCAAAGGCCAGUAAGGCUCGUCCUGUGAUCCUUGAAGCACGAAAAACCGUUCUAGACCAGACAGAUUCACUGGUAGAGGACAUUGCUCACUCACUUUUGAUGGGAAGUACAAGCCAAGGUGGUCCGUCGGCGGCGGCCUCACUUUUGCGCUCUCGCUUCCUGAUGGACCCCGCUCGAAACGAAUCCACCAAUUCCAUGCUCCUCUCCACGGCGUCGUACACACCGUCCAAGCGUAUCCCUACUUACACGUUGCACUCGGCAUAUGACAGUUACGUGACAUUGCCCAACUCCGGGAGUAGUGAUAAAGUCAAAAUCAUCAUUCCGAAGCAUAUUGAUCAACUUCCCAGUCUGACACGAAGCGUUCUUGCCAAUCGUUGGAAGGUGUUUGCCGAUUCUGGUCUCUUCAUGUCCCGUUCCUUUCGCGUUGGCUGGUUCACACCCUUGAGGCUGACCAACAUUGGAUAUACACCGGGAAUGCGAGGACAGACAAAGCCCAGUUUCUCUCAAGUUGGCCUGGAACACGUGAGCACUUCUUGCUUUGGAAAUGCUGACGACGUUCAAAUUCAGUCCAUCGAGGGUUGGCUGCAAUCGAACUUGGAGGUCUCCAAUCUAAGUUUUGAAAAACCCGGAGAGGAUUUUCCCAAAUUCAGUUCCAAGGACGGGGUCGAUACCUUACACAGUCACGUCAAGGAAGCGUACGAGCAAUUGUCGCGACAAAAGUCGGCUAAUGAAGCAUUUGGUCGAUCAAUGGAAGCGUACGAGCAAUUGUCGCGACAAAAGUCGGCUAAUGAAGCAUUUGGUCGAUCAAUGAAGCACUUCAAGCAGGUCUUUGAUCUCUGUGAAGUCCUUUGGGGACGAGUGACGGAGCAGCAACGCUACGAACCGGAUUCACACGAAAUCACCAUGAAACGAAGAGAAGGUCUCUCGAAAUGGCUUCACGACGCCGUGGGACAUUUGGUGAAGCGAAAUAUCGAGCGAGCCAAAGCCCGUGGAGAUCAUGUGGACGAGGUCCUGGCCUUAAUCGAAGGACAUAACGUCAACGAAGCCUGCGAAAAGGCCCAAUCCCAAGGAGAUCAUUUCUCGGCGCUCCUUAUUGCUACCACUGGCGGCAAUAACACGCUGAAUGGUCAAAUGGUUUUGCAGCAGCUCGAGAAAUGGCAGGAAAUGGAAUGUGACAAGCACUUGAAAUCCAAUCGACUUCGCCUGUACGCGAUCUUGGCCGGGAUCCCAACUUGGGCCGGAACCGACACGAACGUGAACGUGUGCCAAGAUUUGGAUUGGAAGCAAGCUCUAGCGAUGGAGUUUUGGUAUUUGACUUCGCCCGUUGCAUCGAUAGAGGACGCUCUCCUGGCCUAUGAGGACGCCUUUGGAGGCCUCCAAGACAAUUACUCACGAGAGCCAACACCAGACUACUUCAACGGCCAAAUGGACGGCAGGACCUUCGAUGUCUCCUAUCAUUUGUUGAAGCUCUACACGAACCGAUCUCAUCCAUUGGAAUCGAUUUUGACUCCGGCCACUCACACAUCGGAUUGCUUGGACUACAGACUUGCUUGGUUACUGGCCAAAGUUUUGCGAUCCGUGGGCUACAACCACUUGUCCAAAGAAAAGGAAGACGAGCUCCAUCUCAGUUUUGGUAGUCAACUGGAGGAUUUAGGGCUAUGGCAUUGGUCAGUGUUUGCCUUACUCCAUCUGGCUGAUCCCGACCAUCGGAAACAAACGAUAAUCGACACCAUUACUCGUCAUGUGAAACUAGCCAACGAAGAUAGUGAAGUGCGAGAGACGUUCCUCCACGAACGGUUAAGUGUGCCAAUCCCAUGGAUCGCCGAAGCCAAAGCCACGAAAGCGGCUUUCAUGAGAAAUCCCAAAGACCAAGCAUAUUAUUUGAUCAAAGCGAAGUUUUGGGCCGAAGCUCACCGUGUGAUUGUGACGCAAGUCGCCCCGGAGGCCAUCAUCAACGAGGAUUAUGAAUACCUCAUGCUCCUUCUUUCUCAGCUGUGCUCGGAAGACAUUUGUUCCAGCAUCGUGGACUGGAAUGUCCAGGGAAAGGUGUUCUUCGACUUCAUCUCGGUGGACUCAGACGUGAAACGUCUGGUCAACAAUCAAGAUCCCGAGACUCUGAACUACGAGAUCGAGCGGCUUCGUCCGAUCAUCGGAUCGUUGGCUAAUCGGAUAUCGUCCCUUCGGACCGAGACGGCCAAAGAGCGUUUGUGUCGAGCCGAGAUCGCUAAACGAGUGGCCCAUUUGAUGCGUGCCAUCUUUUCUUUGGACACGGCCAACAAAACCGGCGGCGAUGGCUCUUUGGGGGCCGGUCCUUCCCGUGUGUUGGCCGAACAUUUGAGUCAACUCCCACUGCCUGAAGACUACGCGCUACAAGAACUACGAACUUUGACGAGGAACUACAUGAUGGAAAUCAUAGAGUCCUAACAUAUUGUUUCCUCAGCUCCUCCUCCCCCGCCCCCCCCCUACCACCCCACACCCCACACACAAACAACAACACACACAACCUAGCGCGAUGUCAAUAGAUGCAUAAAUUUCUCCCCUCCAUGCUUUACCAGCCCCCCCCCCCCAAUGUAUUUUCACUCUUAUUCAUGUCGAUGCUUACUUCAUUCAACCUUGUGAAAUACAAUUGAAAUAUUUUUGCCAUUCACUUCGGAUAAAAAUAGUUUAUUGUUUGCAGGUUUCUGUCAUAAUUGUACAACCCAACUCAUUAUUUUCAACACGCGGAAAAUCACAUCUAGACGAAUUCAUAUGGCUUCAGGGGAUCUCAUUGGAUAGGUGGGGAUGCAUCAUCAUUGGACAAUGAAAGAUAGUAGAUUGGGAUGAAGGUGAUCUUGUAGCCUUAUGAUGAGCAUUGGAGUCUCAGAACACAUGUACAAGAACAUCGAUACUAACGUAUAUCAAAUUGCUCUCAAUCCGUUACUGAAACAAAUGGCCUCGCCAGAGAAACUCGGAUCUACCUUACAAUAUUGAACUAUGUAAUUGGGGGAAACAAAUCCUGGGCGCCUCCACAUGGACCCUAUCCUACUAAUGGCCUGUUGGUCUCAACGUACAUCAAAACGAGUGGCAAUGUGGAAGUGAUCUUUACAAGCAUCAAACUAAGAAAAUGGAGAGUAGCGUACGUACUUGCUUCUAUUAAUUGGUUUGUGAAGAGGCAAUUUUGAGUCCUGUUUUUUUUCAUGGCCAUCGAGAUAUAAGCUUAGUUGCUUUUGCUACUGUUUCUAACACUACUAUACUGCUGUUGUACGUUAUGAUAACACAGGGGAGGACAGGGGACAAAAAUUGAUCAUUGUCAGUCAUGUAACGACUCAAAACAUCAACAGAGAUUUCCUUGAUUCAGAAAAAGGGGAUGUUCGAGUAAAAGGGAUAUCUUCAAUUUCCGUCAUCACAGCGUUUGUAAUCAAUGGCCACGAUCGGGAGCACUUGGCUCUCUGCAUUAACUUUCAACUCGACAUGUAUGUGAAAAUGAGUGCAAAAACACUCGGGGCAUUCGCUCCCACACUCGCACUCACUUGUGAAUAUUGAAUAUAUGUAUGUUUAUGGUCAAACCGAAGAAUUCUUCUCAUCAUGAAAACGUUACACUAGUAGGUGAGAUUAAUGGCCAAAUCACGUGGCAAUGCUUGGGUGUCACUUUCUUUGGGCCCUUGGAAGCAAUGAGCGAGGCAAUCAAUCAGCCCAUGCCAUUGAAUUGUCACAUCAUCAGGAUUUUCGCAUUUCUGGCGUGGGAGGAGUCAGCGUGAUGGCGGUCACGGCAUCCGACAAGGCAUCCGGUUAGAGGGUGACGUGUUUCAAUUGUUUCUUCCGAUCAGGCGUGUUACCACCACUACUCGGAAGGCUUUUCAAAGUGGGUUUGAACAUUUUGGCGCUGCUCAUGAUCCCACCACCUUUGAUUCGCCUGUGUUUUUUCUCACUCUUAAAGCCCUGGAUGACCUCAAUCGGGGGCAGCGACCCCAUCAAGACCGUAUCUCAGGAAUGCAGUUUAUCGGAAUGGGCC
This is a messenger RNA of Tigriopus californicus, 7597 nucleotides long. It is a transcript of the gene Nup98-96, whose product is annotated as nuclear pore complex protein Nup98-Nup96-like. Gene Ontology annotation, cellular component: nuclear pore cytoplasmic filaments; nuclear pore. Gene Ontology annotation, biological process: RNA export from nucleus; post-transcriptional tethering of RNA polymerase II gene DNA at nuclear periphery; protein import into nucleus. Gene Ontology annotation, molecular function: structural constituent of nuclear pore. The transcript has 2 exons. The record is from RefSeq and is a predicted model, not a curated record. The coding region runs from base 340 to 6030 and encodes 1896 amino acids. Lineage: Eukaryota; Metazoa; Arthropoda; Copepoda; Harpacticoida; Harpacticidae.